AUGAGAUUUAUUAUUUCAACGGAAAAUGACUAUUUUGAUAUAGAUAAAUAUAUAGGAAAAACACUAAACAUUACAAGUUGGAAGAAAUGGAAAGAUAUUCCAAAUCUAGAAGUUAAAGAAUUAUAUUUUAAUAUUCCUAUUAAUAAAUUAAUGGCCAUGGUACAAAAUUGUCCUAAAAGCUAUCUCAUUACGUACUUUUCCAGUUCAGCUGUCAGAGAAUUCACAAGAUUGAUUCAUAUUAAAAACGUUUUUGUAACAAAAGAAGGAAUAUAUAAAGACUCAAGUGAAAUUAAGUUACCUAACUCCAAGAUAAAGUUUAGAUCAAAGAAAAUUUUAUUCAAUGGCACAAUUUAUGAUAAAUUAAUUUAUGGCGUCAAUACUUGGGGAGCAUGGGGUCAUUUCCUUAAUGGAUCACCUUUAUCAGGUUUAUUAUACUUUCCCGAAGAAAUUGUCCGCCAAUCAAUGUUCUAUUGGCAAGUUCAAGAUAUGAGAUUCGCUCAUGAUGUCUAUGAAUUUGGAUUCCAAAUUGCUGGCAUUGCAGUGAUUGAUUCAACUGCAGUUUUUGUAAGAGAUCUUUAUAUUUCUGCUCCAAUUGACAUUGUCAAUGGACAAAAUCACUUUACAAGAAUGCUUCGCGAAAAAGUAUAUAAGUUUUAUAAGCUUGAAAAUGUUAUUCCGAAAUAUGGAUUGAUAACAAAUAGAAGACCUGGAUCAAAUAGAUGUGUGAGAAAUAUGGAUGAAUUUAUCAAAGAAAUUAAAGCUAAAUACCCUCAUAUAGAGUGGUUAUAUCGUAAUGAUUCUCAGCUAAUAGACACACCUCGUGCUGUUAAAGAUCUUGCAAAUACGAAAUAUUUUAUUUGCCCUGCAGGAUCAAAUUCUUUCAAAUGCGUCUUUUUGCAUGAAAAUUGUGGAAUGUAA
Messenger RNA from Trichomonas vaginalis G3, 918 nucleotides. Its product is annotated as glycosyltransferase family. Lineage: Eukaryota; Parabasalia; Trichomonadida; Trichomonadidae. The record is from RefSeq and is a predicted model, not a curated record. Gene Ontology annotation, molecular function: glycosyltransferase activity. Bases 1 to 918 code for a protein of 305 amino acids. The transcript has a single exon.